GUUUUGUUUUGUGGUAUUAACACAAACUUUAUGCACACCCCUCAAACCUCUUAUUAUAUAUAGUGUGAGAGCGAAACCAGAUGGGCGUCCCGGCGUGUUUACGUCGCCUCGACAUAAUAAGCCGUAGAGAUCGUGAGUCUAACGUUUAAGUCGCCACACUUCGUGAUCAACAUUACGUAGUUGCUUUCCGUUUUUGUUUCUUUUCGAUUCAAGGAGGAAAACGAAUCCAGUCAGCAGCCCGCCGCUCCCCGCCAAUUUCCCGGUACAGACACUUUAUUUGACUCAACAGAGGUGCGCCGGGCGUAGCGACAUCGCUCGCUACGUCACUCCUGACGUCACCGACGGAAAGCUAGCUUCACGGGGCUUCCGAAGCGACUGGGAUGACAACGCGACGACUCGGAGAUCGCCUCUGCAACUCACGAACAAACAAAAGAAACCUCGCGACAGUUACGAGCGCGUCAAAACGCGCUCCUAAAGAGGGUGUAUACACGCGAUGAGCGUUGUUCGCUUCGUGGGCGUUGUUGACUAGUCACGUCGCUGGACGUGUCUUGGAGGAAGCGGGAAGUCUCUGGUGUGGCGAGUCCCUAUUGAUGGCCCGGUCGACCUUUAGUCGAGGGGCAGCGGACGGCACGUACGCUUUCGCCGAAAGAUGGUCGACUACGCGAGGUCCUCUUCGUGGCUCGUUCCCGUCAAGGAGUUUGUGUGCUCUGGAGUUUCUGCCGUGCUCUGGAGGACGGGCGUGUGGAGGAUGGGCAGCUUCACUUCCGCUCCAAAGAUAGCGAACGAGGACAAGGCAGACUCGGACCUCGAGCUUGAGCCCGAGCUGGAAGCCACGAGGGCCGGCCUUCUGGAGCGCUGUCGUCGCGAGUUGGCCUCCUUACCCCCACAGCUGAAGCGAUCUUUCACGGGCCGCUACCAGGCGCAGCCUGGGCCUGAGACAGUGCGGGUGCUACAGUGGAAUCUACUCUCACAAGCUCUAGCCGAACAAGCGGACGGCUUUGCCUGCUGCCCCGAUGCUGCCCUAGACUGGAGCAAACGCCGGUGGCGGAUACUGGAAGAGGUCCUCAGCUACGAGCCAGACCUCAUCUGUCUACAAGAGGUGGACCACUACAAGUUUCUGAGGGCUAGCCUGGGUAGCGUGGGCUUCGGCGGUACCUUCUUCCCCAAGCCAGACUCGCCGUGCUGCUACGUCCGUGGCAACAACGGACCCGAUGGAUGUGCCAUCUUCUACGACAAGGCCAAGUUCGAGCUUGUACGCUGCGAAAAACGCGUCCUCGAGGUCUUCACCUGCCAGUCCAACCAGGUCACGCUGCUCUGCGUGUUUCGCCGCAAGCUCGACGACGCCGAGCUGUGCCUGGUGACGACGCACCUCAAGGCACGCCAGGGAGGCCUCUUGUCGAGCCUCCGGAACGAGCAGGGCAAAGAUCUUUUGGACUUCGUGCAAAACCAUCGGGGCCGUCGACCCACCAUCAUAGCGGGCGACUUCAACGCGGAGCCCACGGAACCGGUUUACAAGACGCUUCUUGCGCAGCGCGACCUGUCUUUAGAGAGCAGCUACGCGCUGCAGCCCGGUAGCGGACGUCGCGAGCAAGAGCCGCCGUACACGACGUGGAAGAUCCGAGAAGAUGGCGAAGUGAGGCACACUAUCGACUACAUCUUCUUCAGCAAGGCUGACUUCUCUCUAGAAGCCAGAUUGGACUUCCCUACGGAAGAUCAGAUAGGUCCUGGACGCGUGCCCUCGCUGGCGUACGCCUCGGACCACUUCUCCCUGGUGGCCGACCUGGCCCUCCCUUUCAGAAUCUCCGAUGAGCAGGUGAACGAGAUGCUCCAACAGGACGUCGGCACCGCCUCCUAACCCUGGCGGACGCCCCCCAGGGGCACCCCCUUGUAAAUAGUGAGGCUUUUAAGAAAGUACCAAAAAUCAAUGCA
Molecule: messenger RNA, 1929 nt
Organism: Ixodes scapularis (black-legged tick)
Lineage: Eukaryota; Metazoa; Arthropoda; Arachnida; Ixodida; Ixodidae
Gene: cu
Product: nocturnin
Exons: 3
Coding region: 650-1855 (401 amino acids)
Biological process (GO): circadian rhythm
Molecular function (GO): poly(A)-specific ribonuclease activity
Source: RefSeq, a predicted model, not a curated record